This is a messenger RNA of Andrographis paniculata, 1916 nucleotides long. RefSeq lists its product as uncharacterized. Gene Ontology annotation, cellular component: mitochondrial large ribosomal subunit. Gene Ontology annotation, molecular function: structural constituent of ribosome. Gene Ontology annotation, biological process: translation. The transcript is spliced from 5 exons. The record is from RefSeq and is a predicted model, not a curated record. The coding region runs from base 225 to 1061 and encodes 278 amino acids. Lineage: Eukaryota; Viridiplantae; Streptophyta; Magnoliopsida; Lamiales; Acanthaceae.
CCCUAGCGCCAGAUUCAUUUCGGUUCCAUUUUCAAUCUCCACCCUUUCCCUUCUCCCUCGCCUCGCUCUCCUUUCUCACACUCGUAAUCUUCUAAUUGUAUGUAUCUAUCUCCUCGCCGCCUGCAACCUCCUCCCUUCUCUUCUCUCCACUAAGAAGUGAAGUUUCAGCUUCAGGCGGUCCGGUCUCCUUAAGAUGAUAUAUAUUUUCCGACACGAUUAGAAAAAUGCUGAGAAGAAGAUUAGCCUCAAUCCUACCUGCGUCCAUUCGCAUUGCGCAGAAUCACUUCCAAAAACCCACCCCUACGUUUCCCCAUCUCGCGCCUCUACAGUUCCUUCCGCUGCAAUUCCAGCAAUGCAGGGCUGACAUUUCGAAUCCAUGGAGUGUGAGGGCUUACAGCAGCCUACUGGCGUUGAAUGAUUUGAGGGACAAUCCGGGUUCCCGGAAGCAGAAGACUCGGAAGGGUAGGGGUAUCGGGUCGGGUAAGGGGAAGACCGCCGGCCGGGGGCAUAAGGGCCAGAAAGCCCGCGGUACAAUGAAGUUUGGCUUUGAAGGUGGGCAGACGCCGCUCAGGCGACGCCUCCCCAAACGAGGAUUCAAGAAUCCCUUUAGUCUCACGUUUCAGCCAGUUGGCUUGGGAAAAAUUGCAAAGCUAAUAAAUGCUGGGAAAAUUGACUCUUCAGAAUUGAUCACCAUGAAAACUCUCAAGGACUCUGGGGCAAUUGGAAAGCAGAUUGAAGAUGGAGUUCGGCUGAUGGGACGAGGUGCAGAACACAUUCAAUGGCCCAUCCAUCUUGAGGUUUCUAGGGUGACGGUCAGGGCAAAAGCAGCAGUUGAAGCUGCUGGUGGAUCUGUAAGAAGGGUGCAUUACAACAAAUUGGGCUUGCGUGCACUCCUGAAACCUGAGUGGUUUGAGAAGAAGGGCAGGCUACUUCCAAAAGCCGCAAGGCCCCCACCUAAAAUCAAAGACAAGGUCGAUAGCAUUGGCCGUCUUCCUGCUCCAACAAAGCCCAUACCUUUACUAGCCGAAGAAAAAGAAGCAAUGGCUGAUUCCAGUCCAUGAAUGAGACUAACCACAAGGCUGUAAAGCCAGAUCUUAUUUACUUUCUUCUGCAUGCUUUGCUCAAAGAAGAAUCGGAAUUUCUUGUUCUGUUUAGUUUGUCUCUGAAUGCAAAUUUGCGUUAGAACAGGAAUUUUUUUGAUAGUGUUGUGCUGCUUCUGAACUACUUGAAAUAAAUCUUUUUCUUGCAAUAUAAAAUAUGUUCUUGUCUAUUAAGUAUCUGCAGUUUUAUUCUGUUUUAGUUAUGACGAAUUACUAUAGACUUCAAAAUCUUUUACUUUCCAUUCCCAUUUUAGCUUGAUAUUUCUAAUUUCACUGUUGGCUUGACUUCUCUUUGAUUUACAUUGCCGGAUCAUAAAAUUGUUCUCCUAAUCCAUCAAAUGACAAAUCUGGCUUUUGAUUUGAAGUAUUUGACUGUUUCCUGCUUCCUCUCAGCUGCGUUCCUGUUUUUACAUGGUAUCAGGUAAGUUCCUCAUCCAGUUCUUGUUCAAUGUAUGCUUGUGUUUUUUAUUUUUUAUUAAUUAUAGCCUUAAUCAAUUAGUAGAGACAAGAAAUUCUCUGUGGUUUGAUUUGUUGGGCAGGAUUACAAUUCAAGAAUAAUAAUGUUACUCCAUUUUUAUCUAAAGUCACCAAUGCAUAUUAUCUAGCUACAAUUGGUGGUUCCAAGAACUUCUACAGGUAUUAUUAUCAGCAUGCUUAUGUUCUUAUAGUUGUGUAGUUUUUAUUAUAAAAUCUUGUGGCAGAUGUACUUUAGUUUCAAAUUUUAUUGUUUUCAUUCAGCACAUUUUAGGCUAAACUGGCUGAUGUCCAUUUCUGGCACUAAAAUAAUUGGACAACUCUAUGCUGGUCAAGUUCUGG